Molecule: messenger RNA, 2314 nt
Organism: Oreochromis niloticus (Nile tilapia)
Lineage: Eukaryota; Metazoa; Chordata; Actinopteri; Cichliformes; Cichlidae
Product: zinc finger and SCAN domain-containing protein 2
Exons: 2
Coding region: 203-1231 (342 amino acids)
Biological process (GO): embryo development; regulation of transcription by RNA polymerase II
Cellular component (GO): nucleus
Molecular function (GO): DNA-binding transcription factor activity, RNA polymerase II-specific; RNA polymerase II transcription regulatory region sequence-specific DNA binding
Source: RefSeq, a predicted model, not a curated record
AGCAGUCGGGUUUCCGGUUCGGAUUAGGCAGGCUCUGUGUGUUCCGUCCGAGUAACUAAGCACAGGUGAGGUCAGGGUUAGGGCCUGGGGAGGUUAGCGGGCAGGUGUAGGUGCUCCCUGCGACUUUGUCCUCCGAACCUUCUCCGCGCAGCCGCAGACCCGCUCGGCUCGGCAUCUGCGUGUCCGGCUGACGGCGGGGAAAAUGUCGAAGGCUGAGGUGCUGAGAGCGCUGGUGAAGCAGCGGCUCAACGCGGCCGCUGAGGAGAUUUUCGCGCUGUUUGAGAAGACAAUGGAGGAGUACGAGCAGGAGAUCCGCCUGCACAGGAGCAGGCAGCCGGACGGACACGCGGCCAAGAGCCGGGGGGGCCCGCACGGGUCUCCUCUGAGUGCCACAAAGGUUACGGCGGAUAAAGGAGCUUCACAGGAGCAGAGGAGCCCCGGUCUGCACCGGGAGAGUCCAGAACCGCCACAAGUCAAAGAUGAACGUGAGCUUUGGACCAAUCAGCCGGGGGAGCGGCCCGGCGUGCACGAGGACCUCACCAUCAUUCCCGUCACCGUGAAGAUUGAAGAGGAGGUGGAAGAGAGCGCUCAGUCCCCCGACCUCCUUCACACCCACGGCGAGCUCAGCAGCCACCAGCUCGUGCCUGUAGCUGGUGGAGAGGACCGAGCAGGACCAGAAGCAGCCAGAAACCACCCGCAGCCUGUCAGGACUUCCUCUGACACAGGGGCCCCAGAGGAUGCUCCAGUGCAGAGCGGGAAACCGCCAUCAGAGGGCGCUGUGAGAGACGCGGGAAGUAACUUAGCCAAGAAACCUUACAGCUGCUCUGAGUGCGGCAAACGCUUCGGAGGCAAGAACCACCUGCAGAGCCACAUGAAGAGCCACACGGGGGAGAAAACGUGCCCGUUCUGCGGCAAGAAAAUCUCCAAGAGCUCCAACUUCACCACACACCUGCGCGUGCACACCGGCGAGAAGCCCUUCACCUGCUCCGUGUGCAACACGAGCUUCAGCCUGCGCAACACGCUCGUCAACCACAUGAGGGUGCACACGGGCGAGAAGCCGUUCAGCUGCUCCGUCUGCGCCAAGAAGUUCACCAACAAGGCCAACGUGAUCACGCACAUGGCCGUCCACUCGGAGGAGAAGCCCUUUAAAUGCAACGUGUGCGACAAAAGGUUCACUUGGCAUUCGCAGGUCAAAAAGCACAAGUGUGUCGCCGAAAGCAGCAAGACGUGAACGCCGCGAGGAUGAGAGCUCGGCGUGGCGUCGCAGCUCAGCCAGCCCGUCACUCACCCUCGCCUGGCGGUGGAAUCAAGACUUUAUUCAGACAUCAGCAGAAACUAGCGUGUUCCUGUUUUCACUGCAAGAACGACCUUGUGAUGCGGACGCUGUCGGGAAUGCUGUCCGUCCACCGGCCGCAGCAGCGUGUCCACACUCUGUGCGCUGUGUGACAUCACACGCGUGGUCACACCUGCUGCAGGUGGGAGGGAGGCAGCUUUGUAACCUCCUGGAUCCGACGUGCAGUCGUGCAUGAGUAAUUAGAGUCAUGUGUUCGUCGUGCACGUCGCGCAUCCCCGCUGCUGACCAGCUGACUGCGGUCAGGUGACAGGCUCCUGUGAGGUGAGCUUGGCUGAGCAGCUGCAGUGUUAUUGAUAAAGCUUGUGUAGGAUGGUUGGGACUGAUGUGUGAUCUCGGCUCUGUGGCUCAUCCGUGUAACUUCAGGUGACCAAUCAGUGCUCUGGAAGAGAAGGAGCACGUGGGAGGAGCCAGUAUGAAAUACAGAUCCUCAGAAACAGUUUUAUACCUGCUGCUUCCCUGUUGGUGUCAAACAGUAUAAAGCACUUUGACCUUCCUGUGGCCACGCCCCCACACACCUGAUGUUAGGAUAACUUUAACCUGAUAGGUCAAGAUAUCCUGGUCAUGAUGUAUUAUUAUUAUUAUUAUUGUGUUUAGGAGAAGGCUGGCGUCUCACAGCUGGUAUCUUCAGUGUGUCACACAGUGAAUCUUCAGAUGAUCUCGUUAGGAGGAUUAGUUAAUUGCUCGGCUGAUACUGAGAUUUACAGGAUGUCCUUUAACUGCACGUCUUCCACUUUGUGAGAUAAAUAAAUAUGCAAAUGCUGUAACACUGAGGGGGACAGGACAGGGCGGCUCAGUCACCACAUGUCAGAAAAACACAGUUUUAGCUGGACUCCUGUAGUUUACAUGAGGGCGUCCUCACUGAUGUCCACUAGAUGGCAGCACUGCCUCUUGGUUUGUUUUCCAGCUGUUCUUCAUUUUCUGACCUUUUGUUAUUUAAUAAAAAGCUGAAAUGCUGACAGA